This is a messenger RNA of Cyphellophora attinorum, 1638 nucleotides long. Its product is annotated as putative HC-toxin efflux carrier TOXA. Gene Ontology annotation, biological process: transmembrane transport. Gene Ontology annotation, cellular component: membrane. The transcript has 2 exons. The record is from RefSeq and is a predicted model, not a curated record. NCBI's taxonomy places the organism in Eukaryota, Fungi, Ascomycota, Eurotiomycetes, Chaetothyriales, Cyphellophoraceae. The coding region runs from base 1 to 1638 and encodes 545 amino acids. Gene Ontology annotation, molecular function: transmembrane transporter activity.
AUGUCUUCCACCAAGCAGUCUUCUGAUUUGGAUGGCCAUCAAUGCACCACCAGCACCAAAAUCAAUGCGACAGAUGUGGAUAAGUCCUACUUCUACAGUCUGCCAUUCCUGGGGACCUACCUUGCCCUAUGCUUUAACCUCAGCGCCUGCACUGGUGGAUUUGCUCUAAUCGCGCCUGUCUUGUCAUAUGUCAAUGCAGACAUCGGACCCGACCCUUCCAUCAUUUGGGUAGCCUUGGUCUACUCUGUAGGUCAAGGCAUUGGUUUAGCACUGAUUGGACGUCUAAGCGAUCUCUUCGGCCGACGAUACUUUCUGAUUUUCGCCAGCGCUCUGGGUCUGAUAGGAUGCAUUGUCUGCGCGACAGCCAAGUCAGUCCCAAUUCUGAUUGGUGGUCAAGCUCUCGUCGGACUCUCAGCAGCAGGAGGCUCUUCCUAUACUUCCGUCCUUAGCGAGAUGGUCCCUGUCAAGCAUCGCUUCCCAGCACAAUCCUUUAUCUACUUAUGGCAGCUUCCCACGGCUGGCUUCGGACCAGCUCUAGCAUAUAUCUUCAUCCUCAACACCAAGGCUGGGUGGCGCUGGUGCUACUAUUACAAUAUCAUCUGGAACGCACUUACCUUGAUUCUUUUUAUCGCGUUCUACUUUCCUCCGACCUUCGAGGAAAAGCAUGGCAGACAGGAUAUCUGGAGGUGGUUGAAAGACUACGACUAUUUCGGUACAUUUCUCUUUGUUGCGGGAGAAGUCCUCUUCCUCCUCGGUCUGUCCUGGGGUGGAAGUGUUUACCCGUGGCGUUCGUCAUAUGUGGUUUCGACAAUAGUCGUGGGUGGGAUCACAUUGAUUGUCUUCGCAUGGUACGAAACUAAGAUGGACCUCAAGGAGCCAUUUGUACCUAAAGGUUUAUUCAGACGCCGGUCUUGGGUGGCGGUGGUGAUCCUGAUAGGAGUCUGUGGCGGUGUUUAUUACGCCUUUGCGCUCGUUUGGCCGAGAAUGGUCACCGCGCUGUACAGUGACCCUGACGACCUGAUGGAGGUGGGCUAUCAGGCAUGCAUCGUGCUCUCGGAAUUACUGCUGGUCAGAUUGUUGGAUGUGGACUGUCACGUCCGCUUGGACGAACGAGAAUUCAAAAUAUCUGCACCAUUGCUGCUGGUGCGAUCUGUCUAUCAUUAUACCAAGGCAAGAGCUACGGCUCUGCUAUUCCUCGGCACUUUCUUCAUUGGCUGGGCGGAUGGAGUGGCGCAGAUCGUCUGCGGCAUCGAUAUCGACGAUCAGAAAGACAUUGGCGUUGCGUGCGGAAUGAUGGGAACGAUUCGAGCUUCCUUUGGUGCGGCAUGUGCUGCAAUCUAUUCGACAAUUCUCACUAAUGAGCUCACUUCCAAAGUACCUGCCGAAGUCGUUCCGGCAAUUCUUGGAGCUGGACUUCCUGAACAAAGUGUGCCUGAGGUCUUGCAAGCCUUCGUAACCGGCAAUACCACAAUGCUGGACUCCGCCGAGGGUGUUACAACCACGAUUAUCGAAAUUGGUUCAUCGGCUUUGAAGCAGGCUUCCGCAGACUCCUAUCGGACGGUGUUUUACUCCUCCAUGCUUUCAGCGUCUUGGCCUUCAUCUGCGCCUUCUUCACAGCCAACGUCGACAAAGAGCUGA